CUCUGACUGCAUCCGGCUGCGGUCCCUUUUACUGUCGGCGGAUCCUUUAAUAAGUGAGCUGAAGUAAGCGCACGCUGCUCCGCUCGGUGCAGCUGGAGUUUGUUCAUGCAAAGCUGCAGACAGGACGGUGCGCACGAGGAGGGGAGAGACCAGCACAGCAGACUGACUGACAGACUGACAGAGAGACAGAGAGGAGAAAGGCCGGGUGCAGGGUAAGAGGAAGAGGGACUCGUAUGUCAGAGUUUUGAAAUGGCCAGUGAAGGCUCCACUAUUCCCAGCCCUGUGGUCCGUCAGAUCGACAAGCAGUUCCUGAUCUGCAGCAUAUGUCUGGACCGCUACGAGAACCCUAAAGUCCUGCCCUGCCUACACACCUUCUGUGAGAGGUGCCUGCAGAAUUACAUCCCGGCCCACAGCCUCACGCUGUCCUGCCCCGUGUGCCGCCAGACCUCCAUCCUGCCGGAGAAAGGUGUGGCGGCGUUGCAGAAUAACUUCUUCAUCACCAACCUGAUGGACGUGCUGCAGCGGGCUCCGGACAGCUGCAGCCAGGAGGCCGCCGCUCUCAACACCAUCACCACUGUGGCUGCUGGACAACUGCUGUCCUGCCCCAACCAUGGAGGCAACGUCAUGGAGUUUUACUGUCCACCCUGUGAGACGGCCAUGUGUCAGGAGUGUACGAGCGGAGAACACGGAGAACACCCAACUGUGCCUCUGAAAGACGUCGUGGAACAACACAAGGCGUCAUUACAGGACCAGCUCGACUCAGUCAAGAAGAGGCUGCCAGAGAUCGACUCAGCCCUGCUGACACUGUCAGAGAUCCUGCAGCAGCUGACCAAUCAGAAGAGCUCCAUUGAAGAUGACAUACACACAACGUUUGAUGAGCUGCAGAAGACUCUGAAUGUGCGCAAGAGCGUUUUACUCAUGGAGCUGGAGGUCAACUACGGCCUCAAGCAGAAGGUGCUCCAGGCCCAGCUUGACACCCUCCUGCACGGUCAGGAUGGCAUCAUCAGCAGCUGUAACUUCACGGAGCAGGCACUGAGCCAUGGGACUGAGGCCGAGGUGCUGCUGGUGAAGAAGCAGAUGAGUGAGCGUCUCAUCGAACUCGCCAGUCAGGAGCUUCCUCUGCAGCCCGGAGAGAACGACCAGCUGGACUUCAUCGUGGAGACAGAAGGACUCAAAAAGUCCAUCCACAACCUGGGAACUAUCGUGACAACCAACGCGGUGGCCUCUGAGACCGUGGCUACAGGCGAGGGGCUGCGCCACUGUGUGGUUGGUGUGCCCACUUCCAUCACCAUAACCACAAAGGACAAAGACAGAGAGCUUUGCAAGAUGGGAAACGCAGUCAUCAGGGCUGAGAUCUCCUCACCUGACGGCAGCAAAGGUGAAGGAGAGAUCCUGGACAACAAGAAUGGGACUUAUGAGUAUCUAUUCACAGCUCCUAAAGAGGGGACUUUUAAUUUGUCUCUGCGGCUGUAUGACCAACACAUCAAAGGAAGCCCAUUUAAAAUCAAGGCCACCAAGUCCAUAGACGUGUCGCCCAGUUGUGACGGCAUGAAGAAGAGGCUGAAGUCUCCAGGAAGUGGUCACAUCAAGCAGAAGGCCAUCAAGAGACCGGCCAGUAUGUACAGCACGGGGAGGAGGAAAGAGAACCCCAUCGAGGACGACCUUAUAUUCAGAAUCGGUACUAAAGGUAGAAACAAAGGGGAGUUCACAAACCUGCAGGGAGUGGCGGCCUCCUCUUUGGGAAAGGUGCUGAUAGCUGACAGCAACAACCAGUGUGUCCAGAUUUUUUCAAACGAUGGUCUGUUCAAGAGCCGGUUUGGGGUCCGAGGCAGGACUCCAGGUCAGCUGCAGCGGCCGACAGGUGUGGCCGUUCACCCCAACGGCGACAUCAUCAUCGCUGACUAUGACAACAAAUGGGUCAGCAUCUUCUCAAGUGAAGGCAAGUUUAAGAAUAAGAUCGGCUCUGGGAAGCUGAUGGGUCCCAAAGGCGUGUCAGUGGACAGAAACGGUCAUGUCAUUGUGGUGGACAACAAGGCCUGCUGCGUCUUCAUCUUUCAGGUCAACGGCAAGCUGGUCACCAAGUUCGGUAACCGCGGCAACGGCGACAGGCAGUUUGCAGGCCCUCACUUUGCUGCCGUCAACAACAACAAUGAAAUCAUCGUGACUGAUUUCCACAACCACUCAGUCAAGGUGUUCAACACAGAGGGAGAGUUUCUGCUGAAGUUUGGUUCUAACGGUGAGGGGAACGGGCAGUUCAACGCCCCAACAGGAGUGGCUGUGGACGUUAAUGGGAACAUCAUAGUGGCAGACUGGGGAAACAGCAGGAUACAGGUGUUUGACGGCAGCGGAUCCUUCCUGUCCUACAUCAACACCUCAGCAGACCCGCUAUAUGGCCCGCAGGGUCUGGCUCUCACCUCAGACGGACAUGUUGUUGUUGCAGAUUCUGGCAACCACUGCUUCAAAGUCUACCGCUACCUACAGUAGCCCCCCCCCCCCCCCCCCCCCCCCCCCUCCUCCCCCUCCUCCCUCCCUCUCAGUGUACAGUGUAUAUAUUUACUCACAUAGACUCUUCAGUGUUGGGGGACGGGCAGAUUUCCACUCAUCCACUCACUCAUUCUUCCUUGUUAUCGUUGUGCCAUCUGUUUGUUCUCCACGUGUGUGUCUGUGCAUCUGACACUGAACAAAACACAAGAGAGAGUUCUUUGUGGUGUGAAUGAAACAAGAGGAUCUCUGACAUUCACAGAUGACUGAUGCUGAUUGGUGCUUUAAAGGAGACACUCAUUACCUUCCUCAAGUUCCAUCUUAAUGACACCAUUUUUUUUAAAUCUAACUUUUUGAACUGUACAUAUGAUUGACUUUUGAUGUGUCGUGAGAUUGUGGUAGAACUGAAAGAUUAUGCUGUUGCACUUGUCCCUGGUUCAACACUGUGUUACACGAGACUGAUAGUAAGGUAAACAAGUAGCUUAGUCACCUGAACAACAAAGGAAAUCAAUCUCUAGUUCCAGUAACUGCAGCUUCCUGUUCAAUGCUCUUAAAAGUCCUCACAUUUUGCCUGUUCACUCUGAAAUAAAACACUGUAGGUAGCCAGGUAUUUUAAAGCAUGAUAAUGCAUCUCUGUGCAUGCUGUUCUUACUUAUAAACACCAGAAAAGCUAGUGUGCACAUGUAGAAAUCUGCUGUGGGCUGAUAAGUAACAGCAGCACCAAAAAUAUCUUUAAAUCAAAGCACUGUUUAAAUAAAACUUCUAUUUACAUGUGAAAUUUUCUGGUGGAUGUUACAUGUCAUCACUUAAAGUAACACACAGAUGGUUCAUGAAAAAUGAUAACUUCUGCUUAAUUGGUUUUACAGAGAACACAAAAAGUGAUUAUGUGUGUGUAUGUGUGUGUGUGUGUGUUGUGAUCAACUAAGGUACCAAACAAAAGCCAUUUGAUAUGUUAACUUACUAUUAGCAGUGUGUGCGGGUGUGUGUUUGUGUUUGGGUGUACUGUGUUUGAAGCAUCUUGAUGUCUGGAUUUCCAAUCAGCUGUGAUCACAGCAUAAACAUCCAAGAGUUUCAGUAAAACCCUGCAGAGCUUUUAAUCAGUGGAACAACAUCAGACUCAGGCUGCAGAACUAUCAUCACUAUCACUCAUUUCAAUGUGCUCUUAUUUCUUUAAUAAAUUAAGUUUGUAGAACUAAUACAUUUUAAUUUAAAACAUCUACCUAAAUAAUGCAGAUGUAGUUCAAUAGUUAAGAUGUGUUUUAAAAAUGCACUUUAGAGAGCCUUAGUCUAAACUUGUUUGUCUUCAAGCACAGUUUUCAUUAAUAUGUUUUCCUCAAUUUGGUCACACAUUUUCUACACAGUUCUGUUAAAUUAUUGGUUUUUCAUUGUCUUGUUUAUACUUGUAAUGCCAAAUGGAAUUAAAGUGCCCAUACAAAAAGAAAAA
Molecule: messenger RNA, 3925 nt
Organism: Notolabrus celidotus (New Zealand spotty)
Lineage: Eukaryota; Metazoa; Chordata; Actinopteri; Labriformes; Labridae
Gene: trim2a
Product: tripartite motif containing 2a
Exons: 12
Coding region: 250-2484 (744 amino acids)
Biological process (GO): proteasome-mediated ubiquitin-dependent protein catabolic process; protein polyubiquitination; negative regulation of translation
Molecular function (GO): ubiquitin protein ligase activity; zinc ion binding; translation repressor activity
Source: RefSeq, a predicted model, not a curated record